Betta splendens (Siamese fighting fish) is the source of this 2318-nucleotide messenger RNA. RefSeq names its product inactive phospholipid phosphatase 7. The transcript has 3 exons. Bases 455 to 1351 code for a protein of 298 amino acids. The record is from RefSeq and is a predicted model, not a curated record. NCBI's taxonomy places the organism in Eukaryota, Metazoa, Chordata, Actinopteri, Anabantiformes, Osphronemidae. Gene Ontology annotation, molecular function: sphingosine-1-phosphate phosphatase activity. Gene Ontology annotation, cellular component: nuclear envelope.
UACAUUACGUCAAAUCCGUACGGAAGGACCCAGCGCUGCGCUGGCUCCGCUGCCCCGUCCUCAUCCCUUUGUUGGCGAUUUUUGCCGGACUGAUAACUUUUCCUAUUUGUGCCUGCAGCGGUUAAUACAACACACUCCCAGCUUCGCUGCCGGAGAUGUUAUGGGGGUUGUGGGGAGGGGAUCUGGAGCGUUAACGUGGGAUUGUGUGGCUGUUCGCCUGGUCGGGUUUCAGUGGACGGGUCCAGCCGGACACUCGGCACACUCUCCCUGGCUGCACGGUAUAAACAGCAUGGACAUCGCGCAUUCCACUCAGUCUAAAUAUAUCUAUUAGGGCCACUGAAGGGGAAGGACCGCUGUUGGGGGUUUAUCCUGGGACUCGCACCGUUCGAAUUAUCCGCCGGAGACUGACCAUUGGUUCCUGAGCCCACAUAGGAGAACUCGGCCCUGUCCAGAUAUGCCCUCGGGUUAUAAUGUGCGAUCCGGCGCGCGGGAGAGGAACAGCGUCCUGAGCCGACCCGAGUUCAUGUCCCUGAACCAUCAACCGGGCCGCGGCGGCGGCGGCGGCGGCGGCGGCAGCGGCGGAGGGGCGCCGUCCGCGUGCCGCGGCGGCGCGAGGCGACCGGGUCAGCUCAAGCACCAGACGAGCCAGCAGAGCGAGGAACCCGCUGACGGCGGCAGUAAAGACAGGAGGGAGCCCAGCAAAAUGCCAGAGGAGGACUGCAUGCAGCUGAACCCGUCGUUCAAGGGGAUCGCCAUGAACUCCCUCCUCGCCAUUGACAUCUGCCUGUCGAAGCGCAUGGGGGUGUGCGCGUACGCGUCCUCCUCGUGGGGAGGCUGCCGCUCCAUGGUCGGCCUGCUGGCCCUCACCGGCCACGGCAUCACGUGGAUCAUUGGCACCAUAGUGUGCCUCACAAGGAGUAACACUCUGGCCGGACAGGAGGUCCUGGUGAACCUGCUGCUCGCCCUCAUCCUGGACGUCAUGACCGUCGCCGGCGUCCAGCGGCUGGUGAAGCGCCGGGGCCCGUGGGAGAUGACGCCCGGCCUCCUGGACUGCAUCGCCCUGGACCUCUACUCCUUCCCCGCGGCCCACGCCAGCCGGGCCACCAUGGUGUCCAAGUUCCUGCUGUCCCACCUGGUGCUGGCCGUGCCGCUGCGCAUCCUGCUGGUGCUGUGGGCGUUCCUGGUGAGCAUCUCGCGGGCGCUGCUGGGGAAGCACCACCUCACCGACAUCGUGUGCGGCUUCGCCCUGGGAAUGCUCCACUUCAGCCUGAUGGAGACGGUGUGGCUCUCGUCAAACACGUGCCAGACUCUCAUUUCCAUAAGCACACUGAGCUGGAGCCCGUUUUACUAAGCGUCCGGCACACGAGCCGGAUCCGGUCCGGUAACUGUGCACUGUCGGGGGCUCAGGUCCAGUCUCGUCAGGUAACUUUCCCAACAGUUCUCAUUUCAGACUUGCAUGCAACACUUAAAACAGACAGGUCACCUUAGAGAGCAAAUUCAGGUCAAGUCACAUCUGCUCCCACACUUCUAUCGCUCUUUUCUAAUUUAAGUCCUAAUAAUAAGCUGAGUAGAGUUUAGUGAAGUGCACAUAGUAAUAAACAUGUUUUUGUUUCAUACAGUAUGAAAGCUGGUACUGCUCAUCUAUGUCUUGACUUCCUUUAGGAUAAAUAAAGAGUCUCUUGAGUUCGCGUGCCUCUUCUUUCCUUUCACUUCCUCUUCCUUGUUACUGCUUCCUCUUUUUUUUAACAUUUUGUAAUGGAAAUAAAAUAUCCUGGCCUCCGUCUGUGAUUACAAAACAAUUUUGAACUGAACACUGAACGUUAAACUAAAAUACUGUGGUUGUUGUUAUUCCACACUGUUCUCAAUUGGUUUAUAUUCGGAUUCGUUUGUAUACUGAUGAUGCAAUUUUGUUGGUUUUGACUGUAUAUUUAUAGAAUGUAAAUUUAUUUUGUGUAAAACUGACGUUUCACAGAAUGAGAUAUUUUCUUAUAGGGUCAGAAAGAACUCCCUUCACUGGGCUGUUUUAAACCUUUUUACAGCUGACACUUCUCUGCAGUUGCUUGAUUAAAGGCGGCUGCACAUUUUUAUGCUUUAUUGGUCAAUCAGAUCGUGUGCUCUGCUAAAACAUCGGCUUCAAGCAUCACGUGGACAAUGUGCUGGUUUUUGAAUUGACUUGAAUGAAACUUGCUUGGAUUAUGUUAAAGAGCUUUUAGUGGUUUGAUUUGUAAAUACGGCUUGAUGUAAAUGACUCCAUUUUGUUCUGUGUCAUGUUUUUACGUGGAUUUUCCAUCUUGUUAAUAAAAUGAGGUGAACUGUCA